Molecule: messenger RNA, 3589 nt
Organism: Megalops cyprinoides (Indo-Pacific tarpon)
Lineage: Eukaryota; Metazoa; Chordata; Actinopteri; Elopiformes; Megalopidae
Gene: kcnt2a
Product: potassium channel, subfamily T, member 2
Exons: 28
Coding region: 156-3560 (1134 amino acids)
Biological process (GO): potassium ion transport
Cellular component (GO): membrane
Molecular function (GO): intracellular sodium-activated potassium channel activity
Source: RefSeq, a predicted model, not a curated record
CUGUCUUUUUCUCGCACAGAAAGAUGCACCGCUCUGUUCGUGUGCAACAAUUGUCCGAGAGUUGUUUGCCAUUCAUGAUCAAGGCGUUUAAAAUUUAAGUUCGGAAUCUUCGACUUAAUUUCUUUCCACGCGACUGGAGCAUAUUUCAGACGAAGAUGGUUGACCUAGAAAGCGAGGUGCCCCCUCUUCCUCCGCGAUAUAGAUUUAGGGAUUUGCUACUUGGGGACCAAGGCUGGAUAAACGAUGACAGGGUGCAAGUUGAAUUCUACGUCAAUGAAAAUACUUUCAAGGAGAGACUCAAACUGUUUUUCAUCAAAAACAAAAGAUCAAGCCUUAGGAUACGCGUAUUUUACUUCUCACUCAAGUUUUUGAGCUGCCUUUUGUACAUAUGCCGGGUGCAACUGGAUGAUCCGAUAGCUGGACAUGGAUGGUCUCCUAUAAUCUGGGUGAACAGAGGUCUUGCUAUAUGGAUAUUACAGGUCUCUGUAGCAGUGAUCAGCCUUUUUGAAACAAUCCUGCUGACUUAUCUGAGCUACAAGGGAAAUGUCUGGGACCAGGUGCUCCGAAUGCCGUUCAUCCUAGAGAUGAUAAACACUGUGCCCUUUCUAUUCACGAUAAUGUGGUACCCUUUACGAAACCUCUUCAUUCCUGUGUUUCUAAACUGCUGGCUGGCCAAGCAUACCUUCGAAAAUAUGAUAAACGACUUCCACCGUGCAAUACAGCGGACCCAGUCGGCCAUGUUCAAUCAGGUCCUCGUGCUGAUCUCCACACUGCUCUGCCUGAUAUUCACUGGCAUCUGUGGGAUUCAGCACCUGGAACGGGCGGGGCAGCGGCUCACCCUCUUCGACUCCUUCUACUUUUGCAUUGUCACCUUCUCCACCGUGGGCUUCGGCGACGUCACACCCAGAAUCUGGCCCUCCAAGCUGCUGGUGGUCAUCAUGAUCUGCGUGGCCCUCGUUGUUCUGCCCAUGCAGUUUGAGCAGCUGGCGUACCUGUGGAUGGAGCGGCAGAAGUCAGGCGGGAACUACAGCCGGCACCGGGCAGAGACGGAAAGGCACGUGGUGCUCUGCGUCAGCUCACUCAAGAUUGACCUGCUCAUGGAUUUCCUUAACGAGUUCUACGCCCAUGCCAGGUUACAGGACUACUAUGUGGUCAUACUCUGCCCAACGGAGAUGGAUGCCCAGGUCCGGAGAGUUCUGCAGAUCCCAAUGUGGUGUCAGAGAGUCAUUUACCUCCAGGGGUCUGCUCUGAAGGACCAGGACCUGCUCAGGGCCAAGCUGGAUAACGCAGAGGGCUGCUUCAUCCUCAGUAGCCGAUGUGAAGUGGACCGCACAGCUGCGGAUCAUCAGACGAUUUUAAGAGCUUGGGCAGUAAAGGAUUUUGCUCCUAACUGCCCCCUCUAUGUCCAGAUUCUUAAGCCAGAAAACAAAUUUCAUGUCAAGUUUGCAGAUCACGUGGUCUGUGAAGAGGAGUUCAAGUAUGCCAUGUUGGCUCUGAACUGUGUCUGCCCGGCAACAUCCACCUUCAUCACCCUGCUGGUCCACACUUCCCAGGGACUGGAAGGGCAACAGUCCCCGGAGCAGUGGCACAGAAUGAGUGGUCGUUGCUCGGGCAAUGAGGUGUACAGCAUCAUCCUGGAGGAGAGCGUCUUCUUCUCCGAGUUUGAGGGGAAGAGCUUCACCUACGCCUCAUUCCACGUACACAAGAAGUACGGGGUGUGCCUGAUUGGUGUACGUCGGGAGGACAGUAAAAACAUCCUACUGAACCCGGGACCCCAGCACAUCAUGAGCGGCAGCGACACCUGUUUCUACAUCAACAUCACCAAGGAGGAGAACUCCACGGUGAAGACACAUGAGGAGAAGGGGAGGGGCCGGCCCCUGCUGGCGGGCUGCCAUGGCCCCACUGGGCUUCCGGUGCACAGCAUCAUCGCUAGUGUGGGCACAGUGGCAAUAGAUCUGCAAGACACGAGCUGUAGAUCUGAGUGUGGCCCCACCCUGCUGCUUCCCACGGACAGUGGCAAAGCAGGAAGCAGGAGGCCCAGCAUAGCCACCGUGCUGGAGGUGGCGGAUGCCUCCUGCAUCCAGUCAUGUGACCUCUUGAGUGACCAAUCGGAGGAUGAAACUUCGCCCUCCGACAGCGAGCUCUCAGCCAACGGCUAUGUUAAAGGAUAUCCUCCAAAUCUGCCUUAUAUCGGAAGUUCUCAGACAUUUUGCCAUUUACUCAAGGAAAGAGUGCCAUUCUGCUGCCUCAGGCUGGAAAAGAGUUGCGAUCACAACAGUCAUGUAGAUGCCAAAGCAUACAGCUUCCAGAACAAGGCGAUCAUAGUGUCAGCGGAGACUGCAGGCAAUGGCCUGUACAACUUCAUCGUUCCCUUGCGAGCGUACUUCAGGCCCAAGAAAGAGCUCAACCCCAUAGUGCUACUCCUAGACAAUCAGCCAGACUCACACUUUCUCGAGGCAAUCUGUUGGUUUCCCAUGGUUUACUACAUGGUUGGCUCUAUUGACAAUCUCGAUGACCUCCUUCGCUGCGGCGUCUCUUUCGCCGCCAACAUGGUGGUGGUGGACAAGGAGAGCACGAUGAGCGCGGAGGAGGACUACAUGGCCGACGCCAAAACCAUCGUCAACGUCCAGACAUUGUUCAGGUUGUUUUCAGGUCUCAGUAUUAUCACAGAACUCACACAUCCUGCCAACAUGAGGUUUAUGCAAUUCAGAGCUAAAGACUGUUAUUCCUUGGCCCUUUCCAAACUGGAGAAGAAAGAACGUGAGAAAGGUUCCAAUCUGGCUUUCAUGUUCCGCUUGCCAUUCGCUGCUGGAAGAGUGUUCAGCGUUAGCAUGCUGGACACACUCCUUUACCAGUCAUUUGUCAAGGACUAUAUGAUUUCAAUAACCAGGCUUCUUCUUGGUUUGGACACGACUCCAGGAUCUGGAUUUCUGUGUGCAAUGACAAUCACAGAGGAUGACCUAUGGAUCAGGACAUAUGGCAGACUCUACCAAAAGCUCUGCUCCUCCAGUGGAGACAUUCCCAUUGGGGUCUAUAGGACAGAACCCCAGAUAUCGCCAAAGUCAGAGUCUCAAAUUUCAGUGAGCGUGGAUGACUUUGAUGAUACAAAAGAGGUGAAGGAGCUCCGCAGCAGUCACCACAGCUCGAUGUCAAGCGAGCAGUCGGACCGGCCACUUCUGCGGAAGAAGAGCAUGCAGUGGGCACGACGCCUGAGCCGCAGGGUGCCGCGAGGUCUCAACCGCAGUGGGGAGAGGUUCAGCCAGCAGCGCAUGAGCCUGUACCGCCGCUCUGAGCGCCAGGAGCUGGCUGAGCUGGUCAAGAGCCGCAUGAAGAACCUAGGCCUCUCCACGGCUGGAUACGAUGAAAUGAGCGAUCACCAGAGCACGCACUCGUACGUUUUAAUCAACCCAUCGCCUGACACACGACUGGAGCUUAAUGACAUUGUGUACAUCAUACGAGCUGACCCACUGUCAUUUGAGACAGACUCAGGAAGCAGGAAAAGCAGUAUGGGCAACACUCCAGACAUCGGUGUGGAGACGAAGCAUGAAACUGAACUCUAAUCCAUUCCAAAGCAUGAAACCGAACUCUG